Messenger RNA from Toxoplasma gondii ME49, 1028 nucleotides. RefSeq lists its product as hypothetical. The coding region runs from base 324 to 995 and encodes 223 amino acids. The transcript has 2 exons. Lineage: Eukaryota; Apicomplexa; Conoidasida; Eucoccidiorida; Sarcocystidae. Gene Ontology annotation, cellular component: nuclear exosome (RNase complex); cytoplasmic exosome (RNase complex). The record is from RefSeq and is a predicted model, not a curated record. Gene Ontology annotation, biological process: U5 snRNA 3'-end processing; nuclear polyadenylation-dependent rRNA catabolic process; U1 snRNA 3'-end processing.
AGUACGAAAAACUAAUGAAGUCAACAUUUUGACUCUCUGCCUCACUUUUCCUGGAAUGGUAUGAAAUCCGCUCGUGUAGUGGCGGCAUAGCAGGAAUCUGAGUGUGGCGUUCUGUGCUCAUCUGAAUGACUUAUGUUUGGCGGGGGCAUGCAGAUCGUCCGAUUGCAUUUUCACCUAGCCCACCGAUAGAUGUCCUGCGGGAACUUGAGUUCCGCCUUGAGGACGACGGUGAGUUUGCAUAGCAGUUUAUCAAUGUUCGUGUCUAGUGCGAGGCUUCUUCAGCAACAGCGUGUACGGUGCUGACUCUUGUGCUCCCCUUUGGCAUGAAUCAGCUGCCGGCUGACAGCAGUUCGCUCACUAUGGACUGUGACGCCUUUCGAACAGUUCUACCGGCUGAAUUUCACCGGCGGUUCUUGGUGAAGCAGGUCCGAUCUGACGGUCGCUAUUUUUUGACGUACAGACAGCCACGCAUUUCGUCAAAUACACUCACUAACUGUUGCGGUUCUGCCUCGGUGAGAGCGGGUAACAACUACUACCUGGCGGGAGUUCGGGGUGAGGUCGGCCCGCAAGUUGCCAAGGUAUGCGCCAGUAGCAUCAGACAACCUACGAACUCUGCGUGUUCCGAAAGUUCAGAGAGCCUGCAUCAGCCUCAGGAUGAAACGUCAAACUCUUCGCCGGCAGGCCGAAUUAUCGUAUCUGUCGAAUUUCCAAGUAUAUGCGGAGCUGAGUUCUCUGAUGGAGCGGGACCCAAUACCAACGCUCACUUACUCAUUUCGGGGGUCUUAACAGAUCUCCUGAACUCCAAUUCGGUUAUUGACACCUCUCAGUUAUUGCUGAGAGCCACUGAAGGAGAGGAAAACUCUGAGCUGGAUGAAGACAAACUGCGGGGCGACGAGGACGGCGCACACUCUACUGCUAGAUCUGUGAACGGUGUCUCCAGUGGGCUUUUUGCAGAGAAGAGAAGGAUGAAGGGCUUGCCUACUACAGAACUCUAGCUAUGUUACACUCGUCGAGCAAACGCGACGUGC